Molecule: messenger RNA, 1880 nt
Organism: Polyodon spathula (Mississippi paddlefish)
Lineage: Eukaryota; Metazoa; Chordata; Actinopteri; Acipenseriformes; Polyodontidae
Product: putative monooxygenase p33MONOX
Exons: 9
Coding region: 338-1255 (305 amino acids)
Cellular component (GO): cytoplasm
Source: RefSeq, a predicted model, not a curated record
UUACCGUUUUUAGGUCUCUAGUUGAGGAAAACCAUGGCUGAUAGCAAAAUAUGUUUGUGUAAAAUUAACAAAAAUAAUGGCAUUUCUGUCUGGAUUAGACAAGCUUUAGUGCUACAUUGUUAAUUCCAGUAGACAAGGAGCAUCAGCACCAGGUCUUCAGCCAGCUCAUUUGCAUCCCAGCUCAGUUUCUAUACUCCUCCAGGAUGCUUUGGAUCCAGUCUCUUCUUAACAGUGUGUGUCAAAGUUCAGCAGCAGACAUAAACCCCACUGAUUUUCAGCUUGCUGAAAAUCCAAAGGACUAGUCUAAACUCAUUAGCUGUAUCUGUGGUGCAUUCCUAUGGCUUCAAGACCAUCUGAAAUGCCAGCCCUGGAGUCGGGAGGUUCGGAGGGGAUGCUUGGGUCUCUGCCAGUAGGGAUGAAUCGGCAUGCGUUCAGCUACGAUGACGCCCUUGAUGACCUGGGCCCCAUGACUCCACCCCCUUCAGACAUCAGUGCCAACAUGUUGUGGAAGAAGCCUGUCAUCCCAGAGAGGAAGUACCAGCAUCUCUCUGAGGUAGAAGAAAACGGGCAAGUCCUACCCCCUUUCCAUGCCAGUGAUACUGCGAGCAAGCCAGUGGUUAAGGCGAAGGCUACAUCCGUCAUCAUGAACUCACUUAUCACAAAGCAGACCCAGGAGAGCAUCCAGCGCUUUGAACGGCAAGCAGGCCUGACAGACACGGGCUACACCCCCCACAAGGGGCUGACUGCAGAGGAGACUCAUUACCAUCGCGUGGCAGAGGCAGUGCAUAAGCUGAAGAUGCAGAGUGGGGAGUCCAAAGAGGAGAAACAGACAUCAUCUACACAGUCCACACCUAGUGGGACACCUCAGACAUCCCCCAAACACAAACGCAGGGGCUGGUUCAGUCAGGGUUCAACAGCCUCCCUCACUGGUUCUGAAAUUGCCAGUACUAAUUCCAGCAUCGAUAUGGGUCCUGUGGAGGGAGGAACAACUGAGAAGUGGAGUCUCUUUGGUCCUCGAUCUGUCCAGAAAUCCACCACUGACCCAGCAGGAUUUGCUUUGCAGUCUUACCGUGGUGCUCAGAAGCCUACCCCAAUGGAGUUGAUGCGAGCACAGGCCACCCGUUUAGCCGAGGAUCCUGCAAACUUGAAACCCCCAAGGAUGGAUGUACCAGGCAUGGACGUGAAGAGGCAGGCGCCCCGAUCACACAACCUCAAACCCCGUGACAUGAAUGUGCUUACCCCUUCUGGCUUCUAGUGACCCGAUAGAUUAAACAUGUAACAGUCUUUGGAACCCUCGCCUCCCGGCCUGAGGGAUUUUCUUGGCUCCUGUUCACUUCUUUAAAGGGACCUGCUGAAAGGGAUCUCUCGGAUCACCCAUUUAGAUGCGCGUUAGGUUUUGCAAGGAUUUUUUGUUUACAUGUCUACUUGAUAUCAUCACUUAACGUUAAUCCAAGUAAAAUACUGGCGUGUGUGUGCGUAGAUAUAUAUAUAUAUAUAUAUAUAUACACACACACCACAUUCAUUGUCAAGUUUGUUAGUGUGACUCCUUGAUUAUCAGUACGUAGGUGUCCAAAACAGCUCCUUUCUGUAUACAUGGAAGAUUUUCUUUCAAGGAUCAGUAUUAGCUUACACAGCUAGUUUACUAAGAUAUUUUGAGAUUGGGUAUAUUAUGCCUUUCCCUGUUUUUUUCAUAAGAUCUUAAGUGCAGAGCAGAGAAAGUUCGUGACAUCUCUGACUGAGCUCUAAGUAAAAACUUGUGGUUAGCUGAAAGUGUUAAUGUCUUCUGAGCAGAGCAGGUGUGUUCAAGCUUGUCACUUGUAAUAGAUACAUUGAGUAGAGUUUUGUUUGUUACAUGUAUAUAAACAUGUUUCUGUAUAGUA